This is a messenger RNA of Athalia rosae (coleseed sawfly), 1522 nucleotides long. Its product is annotated as fibroblast growth factor 1-like. The record is from RefSeq and is a predicted model, not a curated record. The transcript is spliced from 5 exons. Gene Ontology annotation, biological process: regulation of cell migration; animal organ morphogenesis; cell differentiation. Gene Ontology annotation, cellular component: cytoplasm. Bases 594 to 1304 code for a protein of 236 amino acids. Lineage: Eukaryota; Metazoa; Arthropoda; Insecta; Hymenoptera; Athaliidae. Gene Ontology annotation, molecular function: growth factor activity; fibroblast growth factor receptor binding.
UUUUAAUUCAGUACUCUUCGACGCGUAGCAGAGGAGGUAGACGCCGUCGAAUCGAAUAUCCCGCGAAUAAUAAAACUGGCGGUGGUAAAAAAACAAAUUGGAAUAGGGAAUUAUUGAACGAAAAAGAAGAAAUUCGGGGCAGAAAAAAAGGAGAACGGAAGCAGAAAAGUUGAAAUUUCGGAAAUGGUUAUCUCCUAGAUCGUUCAUCUUUUUCGCUUUGUUUCAGUUUUGUUGAUUGAUUUGUUUUUUUUGUUUUUUCUCUAUUCGAUUCCGAUAGAUAAAUAUCAGUUGGCAGGGUCGCGAGUCGAGUGACGGUACAUUCGAGCUGAAAUGAAUUCCAUUCGCAAUUCCAAAUUUAGCCUGUGAAUUGGAACUUGAAGUGUUUCGUCGGCUGAAUAAUACCGAAGAAAAUUAAAUCACGGAAACUUAGCGGGUGAACCGGUCUAAUUAAAUUAAUUCAUCUAGGAACUGAUAGAGAAAACUGUUAUUAUAAUACCUUACAGUCUACUGUAUACGUGUAUACAUGUUUUUACCAACGGUUGUUGGAUAAUUCUGAUCGUCGGCACAUCCGGGCCGAACGCGUAAUUUUCGUCAUGAGUCUGCGAUGGAUACAAGAAAAUCAAGAGGCUCCUAUAUGCGACGAAGAAUCAAGUGACAUCGAUGACAGUAGCGGUUCGGAUUCGGAAAAAGAUCAAGUAGAUCUUCGCGUGAUCGGCCUCGGCGAUAAAGAAGAAGACGACGACGAAGAAGAAAAUGAAGAAGAAGAAGAAGGUCAAGAUGCGGAAGGCGAAAAUCGAGGGAUUAGAAAAAAACGCGAAACAUUUCGCCAUCCCACUACCACGGUGUCCCUGAAAAAUAUAAGAAAGAAUGCCCUGCGCCAAGGUUACGAUCCAAAUAUUCAGAUGGGUAAUCCAACGUACGGUCCGGUGAUGCAGAUUCAUUCCAUGACGGGUUAUCGCCUGGCAAUUUUACCCUCUGGAAAAGUUCGCGGAUUCGACAGCGACAGUAAUAAAUAUGCUCUUCUAAAAGUGACUUCGGUCGCUAUCGCAGUCGUACAAAUUCAGGGUAUCGAAACCGGGCUCUACUUGGCGUUCGAUGAGAGAGGUCGUUUGUACGGAGAGAAAAAUAAAGAAAACGACAACACAACGUGGCAGCAUUUAUCGAUUGGUUCUUACGACUCUUAUCUGUCGAAAAAAUACAUGGACCGAGAAUGGUACGUCGGUAUAAAAUCGAACGGACGUCCAAAAAACGGUCAAAAGACAGCGAUCAAUCAAAAAGCGACUAAAUUUCUACCGAUACGAUGAUAUACAGUAUUAAAGUAAUCAACUAACUAACGUAUAACGCUUCCUCGACACGAGAAGUUUUAUUAAUUUUCUUUCCUUUUCUUUUUUUUUUUUUUAUACCUAGUUGUAGCUAACGAUUAGCCUCUCGAUAAAGCAAAAUUCAAUUAAAUCUGAUGUAAUAACGAACAAUAAACGUACGAAUGUUAAAUUAUUUCGUCGUACUUUUACUGGUCCUUCGA